Messenger RNA from Larimichthys crocea (large yellow croaker), 1335 nucleotides. It is a transcript of the gene szl, whose product is annotated as sizzled. Lineage: Eukaryota; Metazoa; Chordata; Actinopteri; Sciaenidae. Gene Ontology annotation, molecular function: Wnt-protein binding. The transcript is spliced from 4 exons. The record is from RefSeq and is a predicted model, not a curated record. Gene Ontology annotation, biological process: non-canonical Wnt signaling pathway; canonical Wnt signaling pathway. Bases 152 to 1003 code for a protein of 283 amino acids.
GCUGGCUGACCUUGCUGUAUAUAAAGUAGGCAGGCACAAGCCACAAAGCCAUUCAAGGACAGCAGAGGCUUCUGAUAGCAAGCGACCCGUAGGAAAAGCUGCAACUAUCUAACCUUGUGGACUCUCUGGAUUUUGCAAACCCAUCAUCAGUAUGGCUGUCUUCUUCACCGUGGCUCUCCUGGCUAUGGCAUGUCCUUUAUCUGCAUUUGACAUGGGGCAGUCCACCCGUUGCGUCGCUAUCCCCAACCAGAUGAAGGUCUGCAAAGACGUUGGAUACUCUGAGAUGCGACUCCCCAACUUUUUGGGUCACAGCAACCUGGAAGGCGAGGUUGUACCACGUUCAGAGGACUGGAGGCCCCUGUUGCAGACAGGCUGCCACCCUCAAGCCCAGGCCUUCCUCUGCUCUCUUAUUGCCCCCGUCUGUCUUGACACUUUUAUCCAGCCAUGCCGUAGCCUGUGUGUGGCAGUGAGGGACAGCUGUGCCCCGGUGCUCGCCUGCCAGGGUCACCCAUGGCCCGAGGCACUUGAUUGUGAUCGCUUUCCAUCAGAAGAAGACAUGUGCCUUUCUCCGCACGCAAAAUUCAGCCACUUUGCCAAAGACUUGCCCAAACCUGCCUGCCAAAACUGUCCCUCUGUUGAAGAAGCUCCUGCAAUGAAAACAGUCCUCGAUGCUUUUUGCCAGCAUGAUUUUGCUGUGACUGCCAAACUUCAUCGUCGUCGCAUAUCCACGGGAGAGCCAGAAUUUGAGGUCGAGGGCAGGGUUGAGUUUAUCCGCCAGGGACCUCUGCUGCCUUAUGACACCCAGCACCUACUCCAGCAGUGGCUGCUGAUCAACAGUCGAUGUGCCAGUGUCCUCGUGCGUCCUGGAAGGUCACAGCUUUAUGUGCUGACCGGUUCUGUGCAGUUCGAUGGCACCCUUGCUCUCACCCGUCUCUUCCCAUGGCACAAAAAAGAUGCAAACAUCGCGGUGGCCGCUCGCAAGUGGAAGCACCACAGAUGUUAAAUGGACUCAUGUAUCUGUGUUUAUGAUUCCACAUCUAAAACACAGGAUUUAAGAGAAAAUAAGGGAGACAUUUUGAGAUUUUGGAGAGUUUCUUGGCAUUGGGUGAGCAGUAAGCUAAAUGGAAAUGUAUAUGAGGGGAGCUGGACUCCUUCGCCUCCCUCAGCAGCUCACUACCUCAUCCCUGCUCUGACAGCACACAGUAAUGGAAUGCACUAAGACUUGUACAUAAUAUUAAUAAAUGUAAAUUGAUUGUAUAUUAUAUUUUCUAUAAGGAUAGUGGUGUAUUUAUGACAUCUUUUUUUAUGUGCAUUUUAUAUGGAAAAGGAUGACAA